UAUGGAAUGAACGACUACAUGUCAGAUCAAAUAAAUAAUGAAACAGAAAUUGAAUCAAGACAAGUUAUCUGUAUUCUAAUCAUGCAAAAAGGUUUAGACGUAAAACACUGGGAUCUAGCUUUGGAGGCAAAGAACUAUCGAUCCUUGACGGACUCAAAAUUGACUCCAUUAUUAAACAAAGAAUAUCCCGUGAGACAUGAUGAACCAUUCAUAGCAAGAAAUGUGGACAGUUUUUCCAUGACAAGCAAAAAUACUGAAUACGAUACAACACAGUUAUCAGAAAAUAUACUAGAAUUGGAUGCACCAUAUACACACAAGAAAUAUAUUACUAGUAGCAACGGGGAUCCCAAGAAAAAUGUAAAAACACUGUAUACGGUGAAGAAUGGGCCAAGUUAUGGUUUAAUAAUUUCAAAAAAGCUUAAUCGAACAGUUCGCCUAUUUUCUGAUGUAGAUCUUGCCACUAAUGAUAUUUAUUAUCAAAACUUUGGAAAGAAUUCAAUAUCUGAAGACUCAGUUGACUUAACAGUACUGGAACUUACAACAAAAACAAUGACAGUUAAUCCAGUCAAAAUUAAGUUUACUUUAAAUGAGAUGAAUCCUCGACCAUAUUUAAAGGCUUGUAGACCAAUGCGCAUUUUAACUGGUUCAUCAGCUGUUAUCCAUACGGAUUAUUUAAAUGCAGCAUUGACAAGUGGGUUCAAUUCAGAUCAAAUCACCUAUGAAAUCUUGUACACUCAUCAAGGUCACGUAGUGUUUCUAAACAGUUUGUCUGUUAGUUUAACUACAUUUACACAAGUGGAUCUUCGACGAGGACGAGUUGGAUUUGUUCAUAGCGGUUCACAGAAAGGUACGGCUUGCGGUUUCGCUUUUGUUCUGAUAUACAAUUUACAUCGAUCUGAAAUUUAUCAGUUUCAAAUAAUUCCUGGCACAGUAGAAUUGAAUGUCAUAAGCAAUCGAACAUUGCUAGUAUUCCCCAAAGGAUUUGAAAUAAUCACUCCUCAUCACAUCAAUACUCAAAUAAAGUUCAGUGCCCUGAAACCGAUGGAUUAUGAAUCUAACUCAACUGCGCUGGAGAAUAACAAUCUAUCUAAUACUUCGUCAUCACUUGAAAACGAGUUGGGUCUUUAUGUGGUGUACAAGGUUUUAUCUCAGCCAACACAUGGGUCAAUAGUCAGGUUCAGUGUCACAGACAGAAAUCAUUUGGCCGUUUGGAAUGAUAGUGUAUUUGAAUUCACUCAGGAGGAAAUCAAAUUGGGAAGAAUAGCCUAUACCUUUCACCCGAAUAAAUGGCGUAUAAACAGAAAUCAUUUUACAUUGUUACAAUAUAAUUCUGACAUUGAAGAUGAAUAUAUUGUCAGUGCAAGUAUUGUAAAGCGUACCACCAUUAUGAAUAAAGACAAUGAGAAAAAUUACAAUAAUAAUAAAAAAAAUCAUAAUAUUACUGAUAUAUCAAACUAUGAUGAUUAUGCAGAACACUUAACAUCUCAAAUAAUAUUUGGUUCAAUUUCUAUAUCUUAUGAUUAUAUUUUUAAAUAUAAUCAAAAUCGUCUAUUAAAUAUUAAUCCCUUAAUAUUACAUAAUGGUCAUACUGUUGAAAUUACACUGAAUCAUAUCAAUCCCAAUCCAGUUCGUGAUUUUUUCAGAAAUAAUAGAUCAGAAAGCAAAAAUCUUAAAAUUGCAAGAACUCCAGAACAUGGAGCCCUUUGGUUAGGAUCAAAAAGGAUGAAAACUGGUAGUGUAAUUCCUGGUUUAUUGAGUGGCGAGUUAGAAGAAAAAUUAAUUUAUCAACAUGACGGCUCAUUAACAAAAAAAGACAGUUUCGAACUGCUGGUAUAUCAAUUAAAUCGCUCGUUGACUAGUUAUGAACUACCGAUUAUUUUUCCAAUACAAAUUGUUCCUAACUCGAAUACAUCACUUAAGCUCAUCUAUCCAGGGAUUCAAAUAAAUAGAAAUAAUCUUUUGAGCAUAAGUAAAACUUUAAUUACAGUUGAAAUGAAUGAUUAUGUAACUAUUACCAAUGAACAUUUAUAUGUCCAGCAUGAAUUUAUUCAGCCACAAUUCAUUUACAUACAUUUUAAAAUAUUGCCAAAAUAUGGUAAACUAUACUAUUCAUAUAAUUCAUUUAAACAAGAGCAUGAUAUUUUGACACCUGAAUGUGAAACAUUGUAUAAAGUCACACAAAAUGAUGUCAAUCUGAAAAGGCUCAGAUAUUUUGCAAAUAAUGUUGAUGGAAGCAAACAAGAUCCUAAUAUAGCUUUAUACGAUUCGGUUACAUUUGAGAUUUAUCAAAAUGAAUAUCCUAAUCUACAAAUGAAUAAAUUAAGCGGUGUUUUACAAUUUCAAAUCAUACUGAACAACAUUAUGCUGAACAAUUCAGUACAAUUAACUCUGUUACAAAAUGAAACAAAAUUAUGGCUUAAUGCAGAAAUGUUACAAGUCCAAUCAAAUAGAUGGAAAAACUAUCAACGCGAUUACCAAACAAAUCCCUUUACAUUCUUCCAUAUCAAACAACUGCCUAGUUAUGGCAAAGUAUUCGUAGAUACAAUCCCUAUACAUAGAUUCAGCUACACACAGUUAGAACAGAACCGAGUAUACUACGAGAAGACAAAUUUCUCAUCACCACAUGAUUCAUUUACCAUUGCAAUAAAAAAAUCCGUCUGCGGAACGUCUUUGAGAACUCGAUCAAAUAUCUUUGAUUGGCUACCUGAUGAAUUAUCUAGCGAACACUCUUCAUACAUGACUCUUACCGUGAGUAUAACUGUACAGUCGUUGAUUUCCUUUGACACACUUUAUGUUACUCCUGGGAAAAUGACUAAAAUUAAUGCAGAAAACUUGGAAAUAAGUAAAUUCCAUGAACUUUUGCAUAAAUAUAACAUUCCAAACCAAAUAUCAACUAAGAACAAUCGUAAGGUCAUGUCAAUCACAAUGUUCACAUUUCCAACUGGAACGAUGUUAAAAUCAGGGAGAUUUUAUAUUAAUAACCGAUUAGUUAUUUCAAGUGGUUAUUUAAAUGAUAAACUAACUAGUUCUAUAGGUAUCAGUUUACAAGAUUUCCUAUCAAACAAUGUUUAUUUUGAAGCAUAUCAAAUACCUAAUGAAAGUAUAGAAAUUUAUGAAGAAACUAUUCCAUAUAUAUUCACUUUAGGAACAUUUUAUACUCCACAAAUGUACUUCAUCACUUCAGAUCCUAUUUUUGUACAACCAGGUUAUGGUGAUUUAAAAAUUUCAAUAAAAAACUUUUUAUUUCCCACAACAGCUAAUAAUAGCUUUACUAAUAAUGACAGUAUAAAUCGAAGUGUCUCAGUUCCAUCACCUUCAGUAGUAUCGUCGACAAGUAAGCUAGAUAUGAUCAAAAAUAUUUCCAGAUAUUCUGGUACUGGAAGAAUCGCAUUUACAAUUGCAGGGCUUUCCCUAUCUUUAGCAUUUAUAUCAGUUGUAAUAAUAUGUUCAAUCGGUUGUUGCAUAUAUAAACGUAAGAAUAAAACAAGUAAAAAGAUUAUAGGAAUGUCGAACCAAUCAGCAGAAAAAGUAUCUACUUCUUUUCCAUUGACAAUGACCACAUUAACAAGAGAAACUGUGAAUAGUCCAAAUAAGUAUAUACUGAAGUCAAAUCAUGACUCCAUCGAGUUAUGCUCAGUUCAUGAUAUAAAUGAUAGUGAGAAACUUCAUUCCGAUGAAGGAGUUAACAAUCUUACAUCGUCAAAUCAAUCAUCGAGAGUCACAUUUGAUAACAAAGUUGAUAUUAAUCGUAUCAUUACUGUAGAACCCUCCGUGCAAUCAGCACAAGACUUUUCGUGCAAUUGUGAUUUUAGUGGAGCAGUUGUUUACUGGACAACAGACAUGGAAGCCGCUGGUGCUAUACCGUCUAUCAGCUGUCAAAGUGAUAAUAAUUUUUCCAAUUGUGGUAAUUAUUACACUAAUCAUGCGUUUCAUUUGAUUUCUACAAACGAUAAAAUAAUAUCACAACCACCAAUAUUAUCUUCUCCAAUACCAUCAAAUAUUUUGCGAACGCAACAACAUACAGCACAGCUUUCUAGUCCCGUUCUUCUUGCUCAGCUUCCUACGACUAGUUUGAAUUUACCACAUUUAACAUUCUUUUCUCCAUCUGAAGCGGCCAAUCAAAUUAACAUGAAUGUUAUUCCACUGGAGUCACAAUUUCUAAAUGCCACCAAAGUCGAGAAUGAUAAAAAUAAUUCGAAAAGGAAAGUCGAAAAUAUACAAAUUAGUUCUGAAAUCGCCGAUCAAGAUAAUUUAAAAAGUUUUGAUAAGGUGACUGAAUCACGUUGCGAUGAUUCUUUGUGUAAUGAAAGUCAAAAGUGUAACAGUACAAAUACACCAUUGAUUUGCAUUCAAAACAAUGUAUAUGGUAAAUAUUUUGAUGUCAGUCAUAUGAAUGAAGUAAUUUGACAAAUUAAGAUGAGACUGAUGACUGUGAUACUACACCAGUGAAUAUAAUCAUUUAUCUUAAAUCAUAUGUAAAUUUUAUUUCCUCUUGCCAGAUAAGCAAAUAACGAGUACUAUUUUACUAACCACAACCUCUAUUAGUUGACUUUCAUGCAUAUAAAGUUGCACAAUUUAAUUUUGUAAUAUAAAAAAAUAAUUUCUUAUUUCUUUUCUUUAUGCCUUAAUAGAUCCUAAUAACCAUUUUUGUAAAUAUUUGUACAUAAUGACCACUUUUCUAGAAUUUUAAAAAGAUGAAAAAUAUAUACAAAAUGUUUGAUCAAA
Molecule: messenger RNA, 4725 nt
Organism: Schistosoma haematobium
Lineage: Eukaryota; Metazoa; Platyhelminthes; Trematoda; Strigeidida; Schistosomatidae
Product: Laminin G domain
Exons: 10
Coding region: 82-4407 (1441 amino acids)
Source: RefSeq, a predicted model, not a curated record